AGCUACACCACCACUAGCAGCACCACCACUAGCAGCAUUUCUACCUCUUGUGGAAGCUUCGCAGGCUGCGCGUCCGUCGCCGCGCCGUUUGCUCGUCUUUUCCGUCAGUGUGCCGUCCGCCGUCGGUCGAGGAUCUCGUGUUAUUGUGAGCCACGUUUCUCUCUCGUUUUCUAUCCCAUCUAAGUAUUUUCUUUCGAAAAUAUAGUGUAAAUAGUCUUUUCUCGACAACGUCAAAGAAGAAAUGAAAAAGAAAAAAAAUUGAUUGAAAUCGGUGCCUCGUUCGACAUCUUCUCGUAUAACUCGUAUAACCGAUCGAUCCUUCGCGACUUCGCACGUGUGCCGCAUCAGAUACGAAUUUUGGCUUUCUUUCUUCUUUUGGUUUUUAAAUAAUUAGAAAGAAUAAAAAGACAACGAAGAAAGAACGGUGGUAACGGAAAAUAUAAAAAUGUUGAUUUAUCUUCUGGAUUUGGAUUUUAUGGAUGAUCUUAAGAAAGGAAAACGAUCGGGCUGAAAUGUACGAAUAUCGAGACUUUAGAAUGGAUUAUCGGUAUUUGGAUUAGCAGAGCGGCUUGUCGAAGCUUGUCGAAGCUCAAUUCUUCCGGAGGUGGUAAUAUAAAAAGAAGGAAAAGAGUAGGAGGAAAACGAUCGAUGAGGACACAUCCAUACUUGCGUCCCUCAUAGGUUCUACUCUUUCUUUGGACACCAAAGGAGCCUCGAAUUUCGCGGCUAUCACGCGCGAGUGUUGUUCACGAGGGUCUUCAACCCCUUCCUUGAGUCCCUCGUGCGUUCACCAGCACCCUAGACACUCUCUGACCUACCAUUUGCUUCGAGUGGGCCGUCCAUGAACCUAAAAUAGUCACCGAAGACCUUUCCCCGUCCCCACGACCCUUCUUCUAUCUCUGUGUGCCGUGUUCGUGGAUGUACCAUCGUUGUCGUGUGUGCCGUCGUUGUCGCUUUGCUGCUCGUCUCUUUUUCCCUAUCUCUCUCUCUCUCUCUCUCUCUCUCUUUCUUUCUCUCUCUCGUACUCGAGCACUUUUAUUCGGGACAACGAUAAGCUCUGUGCAUCGGCUGGGAUGACCCGAAUCGAUGAAGAUAUUUUAUAUCGUCGCAUUCUGUACUCCUCAGGGUGUCGGGCCUAAAGGCGAAGAUCGUAUCGACCGGUCACUCUCUUUCUCUCUCUCUCUCUCUCUCUCUCUCUACCUCUCCUUCUUCGUCUUAUUGCUUCAUCUACAUAUAUGUGUACGCUACCAGAUAUUAAUAUCACUUUGGUAAAAUUUGUCACAAGUAGCGAGAGAAAUCGCAUUAGAGAAAUCCACAUAGACGCAACAAUUCGUCUAAAACUUUCGUCGAACCAAAAUCCAUCGAAUAAUAUACGAUAGCUGCUAUCGAAGAUACGUGAAAAUUUCGUGGAUGACGCUUCGAUUGCAGUAUUUAAAAUAUAUCACGUUGAUUUGUCUAAAUUGCGUAAUCGUAUUAUUAAAGAGAGAGAUGCUUUGAGAUCGCACUAAUCAUCAAUCACGAUCAAGAUAUUGAAGAAAUUAUCUGCUCGGUAAAGAAGAGAUCACAAAAGCAGAUAAGAAGCAAGCAAGAGAAAAAAAAGAAGAAAGGAGGGAAGCUAAGAGACGAGAAAGAAUGACGCUCUAGAUCGCUUGGAAACUGGAUAAAACGUGGUGAAGGAGAGACGGAGAGAGAAGACGUGCGCGAGCGCUCUCGUAUGCUUAAGGUCAAGAGUGUGGGAGCUUUAAUUAGUAUUUAAUUAAAGGCAAAAAACAUAUGUACGAGCGAAUGGAUAUAGAAGGAACGGAAGGAUCAUCAGCGACAGCCACAGCUGUCGCAUGGUGCCCGUUAAUACGUUGAUAAAUUAAUCGAACAAACAGGACGGAAUCGACGAUAUACUUCCGAUAGAAAAAGUUUUUGACAUAAACGCAUCACUGCUUGGUGAUCCAGAAAACUUGACAGUUUCGAUUUGUUUGAAUUCACUUCGAAUUCGUUGCAAAUUCUAUCGGAAAAGUACGGAAGAUGUUCCCGAUACGCAAACGAAGACGGUGACGUCAUUCAAAACUCUUCAUUCUCUUUUCUCUUUCACGAAGUAAUGAUCUUAGAGAGAUCGGUUGAUCUUUGCGCGAGCAAAGGAAGAUCGGGAGGAACUGUUUGUCUUCUCUACGUGGUGCGUCAUGCCGUUGCCGUUAUCCGGGAAAGCGAGGAAUCGAGACGACGAAAGCUGACAUUUAAGUCGUUUAAGUGGAUGUCUCUUUAGUUGGAUUUACGACGUCCCCUUGUGCUUUUUCUAUCCGGGAAAGCUUAACCGCGUCUAGUUUUCGCGACGAGGAUUACGAGGAAUACAGAGAGAACAUGUGGAGUAUAGUGCUAUUCCUUGGACUAACCGAAGCUCUUUUCUACGUCGCCGGGAUCUCCUUCAGCUCGGAUGAAAAAUUAGUUCCAUUGGUCAACAUCAGUGUUGUGGAAGGAAAACCAGCGGAAUUACCAUGCGAUAUUACUCCUCCGGGAGAGGACACCUUACACAUGGUUUUCUGGUUUAAAGACGAAGCUGGAGUGCCACUCUAUACAAUCGACGCCCGAGAAAAGCCAGUGACCAAAGCGCAACAUUCCUCGGAUUCGGGAGUAUUUGGUCCACGAGCUUACUUUCGAACUGCCUUUCCCAGCCCCGCAGUUCUCGUGAUCGAUGAUAUAAAGAGGCACGAUGCUGCAACAUAUAGAUGUAGAGUCGAUUUUCGAAAAGGCCAGACGCGAAGUUUCCGUUACAACCUCACCGUCAUCGUUCCACCAGAACAACCGACCAUUUUGGAUCGUUGGGGUCGUAUUUUGAACGGGACGGCGGGACCGUACGAAGAGGGUGACACUCCCUAUCUCACCUGCCGCGUAACAGGCGGUAAACCCGAGCCUAUGGUUAGAUGGCUUAUUAAUGGACACAUCAAAGAUGAGGAGUACGAGAAUAAUGCUGGAGACGUCAUCGAGAAUAAGUUAACGUUGCAACCUAUUACACGAUCGGAACUUGGCGCUAACUUUACUUGUGAAGCACACAAUACAGAUCUAGUAGAACCUAAGUUAACUUCUAUCACGUUGGACCUCAAUCUGAAACCUUUAACCGUGGCCAUACGAAGACCCGGAAAAAAAGAAAUCGGUAACGAGUCUUUACUAGCAGGAAGGCACUAUGGGGUGGAAUGCGAGACCACCGGUUCAAGACCACCGGCAGUAAUUACAUGGUACAAAGGACGGAGAAGACAGUUGAAGCACACGACGGAAGAGAGAUCCGAAAAUCGUACGGUUAGCCUAGUGGAAUUCGAACCAGGUGUCGAAGAUCAUGGGAAAUCAAUAACUUGCAGGGCAGAAAAUCCAAAUGUGACGGGACUCUUUCUUGAAAAGUCAUGGAAGAUCGACGUUGUGUAUCCUCCGAUCGUGUCAUUAAAUCUCGGAUCAACCCUUAGUCCGGAGGAUAUCAAGGAAGGCGACGACGUUUACUUCGAGUGUCACAUUAGAGCCAAUCCACCCUGGUCAAAGUUAACAUGGAUACACGACAACCAGAUCCUGGCGCACAAUACAUCGGCAAGAAUCAUCUGGUCGAAUCAAAGCCUCGUCCUGCAGAGCGUUACAAGGAGCAGCGCUGGUCGUUACGUAUGCGCAGCGACAAAUGCCCUCAACGAAACGAGAAGCGAGCCUCUACAUUUUCGCGUUAAGUUCGCACCGGUCUGUAAGGACGACAGGAUCAUAGUGGUAGGCGCAUCGAGAGGCGAAUCGCUGGACAUUGCUUGCAGGGUCGAAGCCGAUCCACCAGCUCAUAAUUUCCGCUGGAAGUUCAACAAUAGCGGCGAGACCCUGGAGGUCGCACCUGGAAGGUUUUCGAUGGAGAAGUCGAGUGGCGUUAGCGUGUUGAAGUACACACCGACUACCGAACUGGAUUACGGAACACUCUCCUGCUGGGCGGACAAUCUCGUCGGUACCCAGGCGAGGCCGUGUCUCUUCCAGUUGGUAGCUGCUGGAAAACCAUUUCCCGUUCGAAAUUGCACAUUGGCCAAUCAGACGUAUACAAGCGUGGAAGUGAAAUGCGUGCCCGGAUACGAUGGUGGUCUGACGCAGAAAUUUGUGUUGGAGGUCUAUCAUGGCGAUAUUGACUUCCUGUCGAGCAUCCAGCCUCUCUAUAACGUUUCCAACAUCGAGGAGCCAUCCUUCGCGCUUUCGGGUCUGGAAGCGUCGGUCGAGGCUGGCGUUCACGUCGCAGUUUAUGCCGUAAAUGCCAAAGGUCGAAGUCCGCCUGUUAUUCUCAGUGAAGUUACGUAUCGAGAUGCCGAGAAACGGACUGGACAAGACGCGGGAAUCGUUCUGUCGCCGCUAAUUGGCAUGGUUGUCGGCGCUUUGGUAACCCUCGUUCUGAUCAUUCUUGCGGUGGUCGUACGGGUGCGAAGGGAACGCAUCUCAAAACCGCGACACGAGAAGCCGGCUGAACUUAGCGAACUACCAACACAACAAUAUCCCAUGCAGAAUCUCCAACAGACCGUAGAGACCGACCCUGACGUUAUACCGAAUAAGUUUGGUAAUCUCGUCGAAGUCAGUCCACCAAGUUAUCCAGCUGGGUAUCCCCCGGGACAUUGGGUCACGCCCGGACCUACGCCAAGUAUAGACGAGCUUUGCCACAAGUUUAGCGGUAGACCAACGGAGCUGAGGUUACCGUCGAGAAGUACGAUACCCGCGCUCCCAAAUAUGCCGAUGACGGGAGUAGGAAUGAUGGUUGGUACCGGGCAAGGCAUCGUCGUUGGUGGUGGCAUCACCGGCAUCAACACGCAAGGUGUGGUAGUAGGUGGAGGUCAAGGAGUCGUUGUGGCAGGCGAAUGUCUCGAUGGCGAGGCUAUCAAACGUCGACUCAUGGCCAACAGGCUUCCCGAGAGCUGUGUCUAGACCGAACACGGAAAAGGUCGCGAAAAGAUGCAAGGAAACUGGAGAGAGAAAGAGAAA
Vespula vulgaris is the source of this 4968-nucleotide messenger RNA. RefSeq names its product nephrin-like. Gene Ontology annotation, molecular function: protein binding. Bases 2353 to 4911 code for a protein of 852 amino acids. The transcript is spliced from 14 exons. The record is from RefSeq and is a predicted model, not a curated record. NCBI's taxonomy places the organism in Eukaryota, Metazoa, Arthropoda, Insecta, Hymenoptera, Vespidae.